AUGUGUUUAGGAAAAGCAAACAACAAACGAUGGUUUGUUAGAUAUUGUUGCACUUUGUUUUGCGAAAAUAUUUCCAACAGUGUGUUGGCAGCUCAGCGAGGACGUCUCAUCGUACCUGUUUCAUAUGUUGCGCAAUCCGCCGAUUUACAAAUCCAACUUGUCUCGUAUGGGAGUCUCACGAAAUACGAUCAGGAUUUGCGUUUGCAAAUCUCUCGUAUGGAGCCAAGCGGCAGAAUAACAGUAGGCGUCAUCGAUGUGUUUCCCGAUCCGUUUCUCAAUGUCACGCAAAUCACGAUAUCUUGUCAAUAUUUCAUUCGAGGCGGCACUUAUGAGUUAGAAAUUGUAGGUAAUGAUAUAAAUAGCACGUUAGACAAUCGCAGCACCGACCGUUUACGGCAAUAUUUGGAUGUGAGAUGGCCCGUUGCGAAUAUGAUGGCGACGAAAAACACAAUUGCUACAUAUCCGGGGCAUUCGGUUAAAGUUCAUUUGGAAUUUGAGGGCGUCGAAUGUCAACGCAUCGAUCCAACGAUAGCUGGUUUGCCCGAAUUUUGGUUGGAGCUUGUCUACUGUGGGCAAGAAACAAUGUGCGACAGUGCAAAUGUCACAACAAAAUCACAAAUUUUAUACACAGAACCGCUUCGGGGACUUGUUGCAAGCAAAAUCAUCGAACUGGGAUGCGAAUUAUUUGGUCUUGCCGGAAAUUACAUCUUUCAGUUGAAACCAAUUAACCCAACGCCGAGUUACGUGAAAGCAGCUGUCAUGAUUCGUGCGGAUUGGAGCGAAAAAUUCGUAUUUAACGUGCAUGCGAGAAGCAUUUUUCCGUGUGAACCGCAUAGCGGAGGCAUUGGCGUGUUGUUUGAAUAUCCUUCGUGCAUUUUGGAUCAAUCCGAUCGAAUUCGACUGUACGCAAAAUUGAGAGCUGAUGUUGCUUCUCUUUCGCCGCCAACGUCGUUGCAUUAUAUAACGGAGCAAAGAGUCAUCAAAGGACAGCACUCGUUGCACUUUGAUUGUGAGUUUUUCACGGAAAAGUACAUCGAAUAUUGCUUCGUUUACGUCAGUCAAGCGAUAAGCGGAGCUGUUGCUGACGUUCGAAUGGAUUGCGUUCCAACGUUGCCCGUAUCAGAUUCAGAUACCGGCGGAUGGAGUCCAUUCAGCAACUGGAGUGCAUGUUCAACAAAUUGCGGCAAAGGUGUUCGUUAUCGCUAUCGCUUUUGUGAUUCUCCGCCGCCGAGAUAUGGUGCCAAAUUUUGCGAGGGACCAUCUGUUGAGACAGAAGUGUGUUAUGGCAGUAAAAAUCAGGAUAGUUGGGAAUGUUUGUACGGCGAAUACGAUAAAGUAUUGCCUGCUGAUCGAACGGAUGUUAUGGCAGAAAUUGGUCCUGCUUGUCGCUGUGGAUGCAUAAUUCAUGUUGGAGCAGUCAAACCAAAACGUGUCGUUGCUUCAUCAGCUCAAGCCUGUCCCGGAAGAACUUUUUGGUUAAUUCAAGCAGAAGAUGGGCAUCACAUUCAAUUCAAGCUGGAUUUCUUCCGACUCCCGUGCUCGAAUCAAUAUUUGCGCGUUCGUGAUGGCGACACGUUGCAAGCUGAUUUAAUCGGACGAUAUGUCGGCGGCAUGGAAAAUAAAUUGGAUGUGCUCGAGUCAAGUGCAUCACAAAUUUUAAUUGAAUUUUUUUCGGAAGACUUAUCGCAUACGGAUCACGGAUUGUGUGGCGGCGGAUUUUUGGGUCAUGCAACGCAAAUCAAAGCAACAUCCAUUGCGAAUAUUACCAUCUCAGCCGUCAUUAAAAAUUCAAUUCAAUCUCAUAAAAUAAAAAUAAUUGAUUUUAAACUUACGUUAGCGCAUAUUGCUGCCAUUGUGUUCGUGUGUUUCAUCAGUUUAAUUAGUCUCCUGUUGGGCAUUCAAUACAUUUUCCGAUAUCAUAAAUAUGAGAAAACGAGCAGAGAACCCGAUUCGCCGGCACAUACUCCAACAAAUUCACAUCCCGCAUCACGAGCCAUGUCGACAACGACACUUUUAUCCGAAGUUGUUGCUAUGGUCAAAUUACGCCCGAAACCGAGUGUGAAACAUGCAAGAUUGCGAGAGAGUGUAGAUGUCGACAAUUUAGAAAAUCAAGAUUCACAAGAAAUGGAAGUUUUAAAAUCUCCAAGCUCAUCAACUUUAAAAGCAACAACGUCGCAUGAUGACUUGAACUCCAAAGUGAAUAUCAGUAAAACAUUCAAACUCGUCAAUAAACGUUUGGAAAAACUUGGAUUGAGUCCUCAGAAUGAAACAGCAAGUUUACCUGAGUUGCCUAUUGAAACGCCGCUUCUGAGGAAAAAGAAUGUAGAUUUAACGUUACCUGAAAGCGGAAAAAGUGUCGGAAAUUUAGAGUCAAGCUUAAAGGGAAAAGCAGGAAAAAGUUCAACUCCAUCGCCGAAUGAGAGAGAUUCCUUUGCGAGUGACGAUACAGAGAAAAAAGACGAAGAACGAAGUAUUACGACAUCGACAUCCAUGGGAAGUAAUUCAACUUUAACGAAUGGAUGUUAUUCUCCUGCAUUUAACAUGAGUAAUGGAAGAGUCGUAAUUCGUACGAGCAACAUAAAAGAAAGUAAAGAGAAGAAAAAUCGUGAAAAAUUGAUGGCAACUACAGGAUCAGAAUUUUCAUUGUCAAAUCCAGAAGAACUCGAAAUGGAUUAUUACGAUUAUAAUGUCAUAAAUUCAGCUGCUGCUCCCGGAAGUUAUUUGGGAAUGGAUCCUGCUUUUCUCGUUUGGAUCCCUCCGAUCGACGAAGGCAAUAUAAUUAACGAAAUGGAUGCUAACGAGCCUCAUUACGAAGAAAUUAUUGAAAGACCAACAAAUCCAAAAACUCCUGAAGAAGAAGAUGACGACGAAGGAUCUCCGAAAGUUCCUCCAAAGCCUCCGCGUCGCAGUAUUACAAACACGCAUCAAACGAACCAAGAAAUCAAGGCACUUUUAUCAAAGUCACCCGAAAAACACGAAAGCGAAGACUCGAAAAAAGGAUCUUCCGGAGAAAGUAUUCAAAUGACAGAUUUGACGCCGAAACGACUUAUCAAAGAAAUCGAUGUGCAAAAGGAAACCGUAAUGAUAAAAGCAACAACAGACAAUCGCAUUGCCGAUUAUUACGGAUUGUCUGACAUUCAAUUUGCGGAUGAUGUUGACGAUAUGGAUGACGAAGUGCAGUACAUUGACGAAAAUAAAAGAGUUGAAGCGACAAGAAGUCGAUAUAAAGUGUAG
Molecule: messenger RNA, 3234 nt
Organism: Culicoides brevitarsis
Lineage: Eukaryota; Metazoa; Arthropoda; Insecta; Diptera; Ceratopogonidae
Gene: gogo
Exons: 10
Coding region: 1-3234 (1077 amino acids)
Cellular component (GO): cell periphery
Source: RefSeq, a predicted model, not a curated record